GCCUCAAGUAUCCAUAUCGUAUACGCCCUAAACACAUAGUAUCGAACAAGGCCAAGUAUGUGUCGGGUUUCUUUUCCAUAUUUCUUUUAACUCGACAAGAAAUAAGUUGGAGACACGCUUAGCACAUGUUAGGAGGGUAAACCCAAUUAUAACAAGUUAGGACAGAGUCAAUAUCGCGACGAAUGCAGAAUUCUAAAGACUUUAAUUAUUCGUUGUUCUUUAUAUCUUUAUAAAGUAAUCUCUUUUUUUGUGGUUUCAAUAGUAAUAGUAAUACUUGAUACGAACUAUUUGAACACCCAGUGAUCCCUUUUACUUUAUGGAACUAAUUUGAAUUAAAAGUUGUACAGCAAGAGAACUAGUGGUACCGAAGAGGUGAAGACUCAUAUUUGAAACCUUCUAUCAACUCUUGGUGGGGUCAGUCUUUACGAACUUUAUCACAAUUUAAUUUGACUCUUAGUGGACGGUGAGAUUAAUCCUGAGUAUUAGUCAAGGUGUUUGUAAUUGUGUGCACGUAAACUGGCCGGUCCUUGUGAGUUAGUAUCUGGAAAAAGGGAAGAAUACCUCAUUGUGUUUGAUCUCUUCAAAAUCACCACCACCACUCAUCCGAGUAAAGACCAACACUGGCGCAUAUAUGAUACGACGAUUAGCAAAACAUAUCAAAGUAUCACAGCCACCACUGCUCCGGCGUCCCCUCCACCACCCACAACCACCACUCCACCAACCCCAUGGAAGUCGAAGUCAAGCUCCGCCUCCCAGACUCCACCUCCCACCAGAAACUCACCCAACUCCUCUCCCCCUUCCACACCAAAACCCUCCUCCAAGAAAACAUCUUCUUCGACACCCCCACCUCCCACAUCUCCUCCACCCGCUCCGCCCUCCGCCUCCGCUUCUACACCGGCCACUCCUCCCCCCAUUGCGUCCUCUCUCUCAAAUCCGAACCCCACCUCUCCGCUGGCAUCGCCCGCAUCGAAGAAGACGAGGAGCCCAUCGACCCCACCGUCGCCCGUGCCGCUGUCGCCGAGCCCUGGCGCCUCCUAUCCUUAUCCUCGUCCAGGAUUAUGAAGAGGGUAAAAGAGGAAUUUGGGGUUGGGGAAAAUGGGUUCGAUUGUCUGGGCGGGUUUAGGAAUGUGAGGAAUGUGUUUGAUUGGAAAGGCUUGAAGUUGGAGGUGGACGAGACAGAUUAUGGGUUCGGGACGAGUUAUGAGAUUGAGUGCGAGGCUAAGGGGAUGAUUGAGGAGUUUUUGAAUGCGAAUGGGAUCGGGUAUUCGUACUCGGAGGUUUCCAAGUUCGCUGUUUUUCGGUCUGGGAUGCUGCCCCAGUAAGUGUUUAAACCCUCGGUGUUUAAUGGUACAGUCAAGGUGCGUGCGUAUAUGCUGACCUGAACAUCCGAUUAUCAACAAAACAAAACAAAAAGUUUGUUGUUUUUGGUCUGGGAAGCUGCCCCAGUAAGUGUUCAAUGCUCAGUUAGUGAAUUUUUGUUUCAAAUUGGCAGCAUGAUGGAUACAUUUAGGGCAAUUCUAUAACUUACUCUGAAUAAUGUGAUGUGAUUCAAGGCAAUAAUCUGGAGUAUUGAUUUGGGAUUUGGUGGUUCAUGGGUUGAGAUAAUUUGUUGCUGUUGUUACGAAGACACUGCUCAUUUUAUUGGAAUAAAACAGAUUAUUGCUUUGCGA
Messenger RNA from Rhododendron vialii, 1670 nucleotides. Its product is annotated as triphosphate tunnel metalloenzyme 3-like. Bases 726 to 1322 code for a protein of 198 amino acids. Lineage: Eukaryota; Viridiplantae; Streptophyta; Magnoliopsida; Ericales; Ericaceae. The record is from RefSeq and is a predicted model, not a curated record. The transcript has a single exon.